CUCCGGUCCCUCAUCGACCCAUCUUUCAAGUUUUUAUAUUUCCAGAAUUUAGGGAGCGAUAAAUCAAGCACCGCAAUGGGGCCGCCCCGUCUAAUCAGAUUUCCAAAUGGGACCUCAUUCGCUCUAGACGCUGCCAUCGAUUUGUUUGUAGAGUCUCUAUCGGAUCCUAUUCGUCCAUCCCAUUGUCUACGAGCGUCUCGCCACGAUCUACUUAAAACGUCUUUAACAUUUCUGACGGCUCCACGGUCGCAGGAUGAGGUACACGCUCUCCAGAGCGCCAUGGAAACAUGUUCUUGUCCAAAAGAUAACCCACUUUCAAACGGACUACACAAAUACUGCCCAUCCAUUAAACACCGCCCUGGGAGGAGAAGCGCGGGAAAGCACCGAUGUGGCCAGGUUACCCCCAAUGAGUUCUAUUCGACGUUCGGUGCGGAGACGGCUGUCAAGAUGCUUUGGCAGUGGGCAUAUAUGUACCAGCUUCAGCCAUCCUUUUUACUCUUUAGCAGCGUUAUCGUCAUGGCCGGGACGACUCUCAGCGUCAUGAUCUUUAUCAUGCCCUCUUUCGCUCCUCAGCUCAUCGAGAUCAUAAACAAGGACGUAGAUUCUCUGGAAAAAAUAGGUUCUCUUGCUGACCGCGAUUUCACAGUCUUGCAGCAGGCGGAGACUAUUGCGCUAAUAACGACCACGGAGAUGAUAGCCAAGGGUGAAGGGAGACGCGUCAAUACCUAUUGGCAGAACCACAAGGAGGCGCUUCUUCAAGCGCUCAGCCGGGUCGUGAGCAUUACAACCGGUGCUCCGUUUCAUGAAGAACUCCUCAAAAGGGUCUGUAUCAUCCACGAUGCUCUCAGUGUUCCCCACGAUCCAGCCAAGUACCAUCCUCUCAUCCUCGAAGGCUCUCGCGCCCUACGCGAAGAGCAUAAGAAGGAGAACGACUUCUGGAGGGCAUACAGAGCCAUUCGCCAGGCUACCGUCAGUGAUCGAUGCUAUUCUCCGGGAUGCUUGGAGACGUUCACGAGUAUGGGGAGGAAAUUCCAAUUCUGCAGCGGAUGCGUGCGCGUGCCGUAUUGCUCGAGGCAAUGUCAGCGGCAGGCUUGGAAGACAGGACAAGCGCCGCAUAGGAUUAUAUGCCAGAUGGUAAAGAGCUUUUCGGAUUGGAUCGAGCUGCAAUAUAAAUUCAAGAUAGAGGAUUAUCUCGAACCGGAUGUGGUUGAACGCAUGUGUCGGGAGAAAGGCGUGGAGGAAAAUGAUGCGUAUGCUAUUGACCGAUAUUUCGACGUGCUGGAUAAAUUGCUCAUCAUAAAGAACCCGUACGAUUCACGUGUUGGAGAGGGUCAUUGAUAUUCGCUCUUUGCCUUAGUCUGCGGCUACGAUCUCAUUUCGCACGUAUUUCUGUACUUUUCCGA
Molecule: messenger RNA, 1403 nt
Organism: Desarmillaria tabescens
Lineage: Eukaryota; Fungi; Basidiomycota; Agaricomycetes; Agaricales; Physalacriaceae
Exons: 4
Coding region: 76-1338 (420 amino acids)
Source: RefSeq, a predicted model, not a curated record